Ailuropoda melanoleuca (giant panda) is the source of this 3486-nucleotide messenger RNA. It is a transcript of the gene MTRFR, whose product is annotated as mitochondrial translation release factor in rescue. Gene Ontology annotation, molecular function: translation release factor activity. The record is from RefSeq and is a predicted model, not a curated record. Lineage: Eukaryota; Metazoa; Chordata; Mammalia; Carnivora; Ursidae. Gene Ontology annotation, biological process: translational termination. The transcript is spliced from 4 exons. The coding region runs from base 2425 to 3474 and encodes 349 amino acids. Gene Ontology annotation, cellular component: mitochondrion.
CUGCACCCCACAUGGGGCUCGAAUUUACAGCCCCAAGAUCAAGAGUCAUACGCUCCACCAACCAGCCAGGCACCCCUCUUUUUACGUUUUUAAGGUGCCUACUAGAAAAUUUAAAAUUUCACACGUGGCCUACAUUAUGUUCAUAUCGGACAAUGCUGUUCUAGAACACUAACGUAACAGAAACAACAUGAUUGGUGUUCUUUGUUCAGAUGACCCCAUUUCUCAAUCCCCUUGUUACCAUUUCACCUUCUGUUAGCUCAAAUCAAUAUUUAUAUCAUUCUUCCCUAUGAAUGUUUGCUGUUCCCGCCAUUACUCUCCUCACCACCUUCCUCAUCUCCGUCUUUGCCAUCAUUGUUCUAGGGCUUCUAUCCAGUAGUCGGACAGUCCUAAGAGCCACUGUACAAGCAAGCACCUUUGCUCAAAGCUUUUGGCCAUGACACUCUGUCAUUUCCGGAAGCAAGAGCCUCACCUGGGAGCUGGUUAGGAAUGCAGAGUCUCAGACCCCACCUAGACCAGUGAAGCAGUCUUCUAUUUGACAGGGGGACCCCCAGGGGAUUUGUCUGCUCUUGAAAAGGUGCAUGGUGAGAGCUUUGCCAGUCAUCUUUCCUAAAGCACCCCCAUUUUAGUUCAUCUCCACAUCUGUUCCUUCGGUUGGAUUUGAUGAAGUUUCUACAAGGUUGAGGUAACAUGAAAGUUGUGGCUAAGAGAAACUAGCUCCCUCUCUCAAAAAAGAAUAGUUCAGCAGUGAAUUUUGGGCACAUGGCAUCCAGAAGGUGAGUCCAGAGAUUGAAAUCCUGCAAAUAGAUUGAGAGAUCCUUCUCUCUCUCAGGGACACAUGACCGUGCCCUUCCCCCAUCUCCAGAGCGUUAGAUCUGCUGGGGAAGUGAGUCUCACCUCGCUGCGUCUAGUGUAUGUCCGACUGCUGCAGCCACGGGCCACGUUCCAGAGCUCUACAUACACCGUCCCUGCAGCCAGACGUCUUCCUAGGCGUGGGCUGACUGUGGGGGCCUGAGGAGGGAAUGUGUGGUCCAGGUCAGGAAAGGGGGCACCUACCAGAAUGCAGCCCCUGAGUCCUGGUAACAAGCACUCCAAGUGACUAAGGGGCACAGGAAGUCAGAGAACCACUGCUCUGUAGCCUGCUCUCAUCCCGGGCUAUUAGCACGGAUCAUAUUUUGGGGCAUCUUUAAUUUCUCUUCUAUGCCACAGGCUCCUUGGGCUCCCCGAGGCCCUGGUAGAUGUUGAAAAUACUCAUUGAACAAAUUAGCUUUCCGUUUUGUAGAGCCCUCACACCUAUCAUCUCUGACUUGACCAAAUGGGAAGGGACGGGGACAAUGAGAGGCUUGAAGCCAAAUUGCAGUCAGGCUGUUAAGCGCAGACGCGUCCUCAGAGGAAAAGCAGGGCUGAGGGGAAGUGAGGGUGGAGAGCCAGCCCCAAAUUGAAGUGCACACUCACACAAAGGAAUUGGAGCACGCUGUCCUGACUCCCAGUUUCCCCUUACCAGCACCUCUUGUCACUGUUUUUCUGUUGCUCUUUUUUAAUGUCACAAUGAGCUCUAAUUUGAGCCGCUUUUAUCGUCCCCUGAAGACUUUUGAGUUGCUCUGUGGGUGUCACAAAAACUGAAACCCAAUCCAUAUUCCCUGGGCUUUGGGGAAGUGGAACCAUGGGUGCGCUGGUCAUUUUUAGCAGUCGUUGGAGUAGAGCCAAAGCUCCCAGAGAUACGAGAACUAUUGAGAAUCGCCCGAUUGGCCGUUGGAAUUAGCCGUUAAACAAAGCAGCCAGUAAUUGAACACUGGGGACCUUCUUGAACUCCAGUUGGGUGGGAGACCUUCCAGUGUGCGUGUCAGCCCCGAACUAGGACAGAAAGGUAGAGAGUUGAAACACAGCGGGCCAGGGACAAAGCCGCUGAUAAAAGCACUCUCCUCUCCGCCCUUUGUCUGGGAGUUUCGCCUCGUCUCAGACUCACUUCCUUUCUUUGUCGCCGCACUCUAUUCUCAUGCUGUCCUGCCUGGUCAGAUUUACUAACUAGCGGAAGAGACACCCCCAAGGGAGGCCCCGGGCUCGCGUUCCAUAAUGAAUCUGAUCCAGGGACUCAAUGCUGUCUGGUACACAAAAGAAUCUUGUUCUAUGGAUUGAAAGCAGAAAUAAGGGAAGGGACAUUUUGGACAUCGACUCAGGUCUCAUUCACUUAAUCAUUUACAGGGGAGCGGGUUCUUUGUUGUAGUGAUUUCAGAAAAGUGCCGGUGUUUAUCAUUUAUCUUUUCCCGAGCAUACUUCCAAAAGACUCGACACACAAUAAAAGGAGUUUUCUAAAGCGCCACUUUCCCUGACAUGCUCUGUUUCAAAACCUAGCCCUUCACAGCCACCGAGCAUCUUACCAACACCACGUUAAUUGUCGCCCCCCCCGGGGAUUGACACACAUCCCGAAUGCCACACUUUUCAGAAAGAAGUUACAAGUUUAGACCAUCACGUCAGCCACAGAAUGGAAAAUCAGCAUUGGCAUCAGGCCUGAAAACACCUACAUCAUGCUGGAUCAAGAAGCAUGAAGCGAGUGGCACGUUCAUCGUUCCCACAAUCCACCCAAGUGACAGGAAUUUUGCUAACACUCAGUCUCAUGCCUUCAAAGGUAUUCAACAAAAGCUCUUUCCAGAAUUUUUUUUUUGUCUGAUCUUUAAGCCUGUGCAGGAUGGGCAGAGAAGGGCUUGUUCACCCAUUUUCCAGGUAAGAAGACAGGCCCACACUGUGACUUGUCCCUGUUGGCAAAGACCACCCAUCUUUGAAAAGAGCUACCACCUGUCCGCUUGUUCUGCCUUCCUCCCCUGGAAGAAAGCAAAGGCCUGUGGGAUUCAUCAUGUCCUGGUAGCUGUUACUCUCUAUCCCAUUCACUUGUCAACUAAGACAUUUCAGCCUUCUGCUACGUCUGGAGUCCCAUUUAAAUCUAAUGGCUCAGGUGGUGAACAGGCCGAGCUGCUCCUCAUGAGUCCCCCCGCUUCCUUUCACUGGCCUGCAGCCCUGCUCAGAGUGUGCACAGCGCCGUGGGGACUCUGGCCUCGGGACAAGCGGGCGCUGCUGGCCCCGCGAUUGGCAGUCACUGCGGUCCCGGCGGCAGGCAGGAAGGACCGCCCCGCUCUGCCUGCCCUGGAUGAGAGGGAACUUGAAGAGCAGUUUGUGAAAGGACACGGUCCGGGGGGCCAGGCCACCAACAAAACCAGCAACUGUGUGGUGCUGAAGCACGUCCCCUCGGGCAUCGUCGUCAAGUGCCAUCAGACAAGAUCGGUUGAUCAGAACAGAAAGCUCGCUCGGAAAAUUCUACAAGAGAAAGUGGAUAUUUUCUACAAUGGUGAAAACAGUCUUGUUUACAAAGAAAAACAGGAGGCAGAAAAGAAAAAGCAAGAGAGGAAAAAAAGAGCAAAGGAAACCCUAGAAAAAAAAAAGCUCCUGAAAGAACUCUGGGAAUCGAGUAAAAACGUCCACUAAGAAAGAACCAAA